GAGCGAUCAGCGGCGCAUGUAACGCAUAUAAGUUCAGCUGUGGCCGCCCUCGGACUCCCAUGGCGCGUGGAAAACAAUUCAGUGCCAGAAACCAGAGUCGACCGGAACCCUCAGACCGCAGGCUUCAUCCUCCACCAUGCCACAGGCUACACAGCUGCAGAGGCUCCCGGGCUUCAACGUGGCCAACCAUUUGGAGAAGCGGAAGCUCCUGAUCGCCAUCAACUGCAUUGCCGGCUUGUCCAUCUUCUUCUUUGGCUAUGAUCAGGGCAUGAUGGGCGGCGUCAACAAUGCGAAGCACUACAUCGAUCUGAUGGGCUUCGGCUACGUUGAUCCAGAGACCGGCGAGCCGGUGGUUACGGAUAGCCUACUGCAGGGUGGUAUCGUCUCGGUCUACUACCUGGGCACCCUCUUCGGCUGUCUGCUGGGCGGAUGGGUCGGCGACAAGACGGGCCGCAUCAGAACCAUUGCGUUCGGCUCCCUGUGGGCUAUCGUCGGGGCGAGUCUGCAGUGCUCGGCUCAGAAUGCAAACUGGAUGAUCUGCGCUCGGGCGGUCAACGGCAUCGGCACAGGCAUCCUCAACGCCAUUGUGCCCGUCUGGGCGACCGAGACGGCCGAGUACACAUCCCGCGGUCAGUUCAUCUCCAUCGAGUUCACGCUCAACAUAUUGGGCGUCGUGGUUGCCUACUGGCUCGAGUUUGGCCUGUCCUUCAUCGACGGCGGCGCGUCGGCCUUUCGCUGGAGAUUCCCCAUCGCCUUUCAGAUCAUCCCGCUGCUCUUUCUCCUCGCCGCGGUCUGGUUCUUCCCCGAAUCCCCCCGUUGGCUGGCCAAGAUGGACCGCGACGACGAAGCUCUCUUCAUCCUGCAGCGGCUCCGGGGAACCGACGCGGCGGGUCUGGCGCAGGCACAGGCCGAGUACCACGAUAUCCGCAACGUAGUCGCCCUGGAGCGGGAAGAGGCCAACAUGAACUCGUACUGGCGCCUGUUCACCGGCAUCGGCUCCGGGGAGUUGCACGUCGGCCGGCGCGUGCAGCUCGUCAUCUGGCUGCAGAUCAUCCAGGAGUGGGUGGGCAUCGCCGGCGUCACCGUCUAUGCGCCCACCAUCUUCCGCAUCGCCGGCUUUGGCACCGAGAAGUCGCAGUGGAUUAGCGGUCUCAACAACAUCUUUUACAUGUUCGCCACCCUGAUUUGCGUCUUCACUCUCGACCGCAUCGGUCGGCGCUGGACGCUCUACUGGGGCGCUGUCGGCCAGGGUAUCGCCAUGUUCCUCGCCGGCGGCUUCUCUCGCCUGGGCGAAGAUGCCCGUGCCGCCGGCGACCUGUCUAAAGCCGGCUCGUACGGCGCUGCCGCUGCGUCUUUCGUCUUUAUCUUCACCUCCGUCUUCGGCGCCACGUGGCUGACUGUUCCCUGGCUCUACCCCGCCGAGAUCUUCCCGCUGCAGAUCCGCGCCCGCGGCAACGCUCUCGGCGUCUUCGGCUGGUCCAUCGGCAACGGUUGGCUGACUCUGCUGUGCCCCGUGAUGUUCAACGCCAUCGGCGAGAAGACGCUCUACAUCUUUGGCGCCUGCAACGUCGUGGCCAUCCCCAUCGUCUGGGCCCUUUACCCUGAAACCAACCAGCGCACCCUCGAGGAGAUUGACUUGCUUUUCUCGGCCCCGACGCCGUGGACGUGGGACGCCGAGGCGGCCUUUGCGCGCAUGAAGCAAGAGCGGCCUGACCUGAUUGAGGCCGCACAUCGAGGACAGGGGGUUUUGGGUGUCAAGAAGUUGGCUGACUCGGACGGUGGGCACGUUGAGAACUCGAACUCGUCUUCAAUUGCAUAGGUGCAUGGUGCGUGAAACGCCUUCAAGCAAGCCCUUGCACCAGUUGUUCUAGGAGGGUUAUGAGCACAGGGUUUAGAGUAGAUUUAUGUUUGCUCGAAACCGGUGUAGACGAGAAUUCUAAGCAGAAACUUGGAGACAUACGGCGUCGUCGACAAUACCUACCCGACCUUAACUGUGACAUUGACACAAGGCAAAUAUUCUU
Thermothielavioides terrestris NRRL 8126 is the source of this 2021-nucleotide messenger RNA. RefSeq lists its product as uncharacterized. The coding region runs from base 137 to 1819 and encodes 560 amino acids. Gene Ontology annotation, cellular component: membrane. The transcript is spliced from 2 exons. Gene Ontology annotation, molecular function: carbohydrate:proton symporter activity. Gene Ontology annotation, biological process: transmembrane transport; carbohydrate transport. NCBI's taxonomy places the organism in Eukaryota, Fungi, Ascomycota, Sordariomycetes, Sordariales, Chaetomiaceae. The record is from RefSeq and is a predicted model, not a curated record.